AUGGCUGACGCGCCCACUCUGAGCAUCACCCUCCUGGGUGCCGGCCAGGAAGUUGGACGGUCAUGCUGCGUUCUGCAAUAUAGAGGGAUCACCAUCGUCUGCGACGCGGGCAUCCACCCUGCCUACAGCGGUAUGGCAUCGCUGCCUUUCGUCGAUGAGCUAGACUGGAGUACGGUGGAUGCUUUACUUGUCACCCAUUUUCACCUGGACCAUGCUGCCGCUCUCACAUAUAUCAUGGAAAAGACCAAUUUCAGAGACGGUAAGGGCAAGGUGUACAUGACACAUCCAACCAAGGCUUUGCACAAGUUUAUGAUGCAAGAUUAUGUUCGAAUGAGUUCAUCGUCGUCCGACGCCUUAUUCACGCCCCUGGAUAUGUCAAUGUCGCUCUCAUCUAUCAUUGCCAUCUCAGCCCACCAACUCAUUACGCCAUGUCCUGGAGUGACAUUCACUCCAUACCACGCAGGCCAUGUUCUUGGUGCUUGCAUGUUCCUCAUUGACAUUGCAGGGCUGAAAAUUCUGUACACUGGGGACUAUUCUCGCGAAGAGGAUCGCCACCUGGUCAAGGCGGAGGUUCCCCCCGUUCGUCCUGAUGUUCUCAUUGUCGAGAGUACGUACGGUGUACAGAGUUUGGAGUGCAGAGAAGACAAAGAGGCCCGUUUUACGGGUCUAGUGCACUCGAUUAUCCGGCGUGGUGGACAUGUCUUGCUCCCGGCCUUUGCUCUUGGUCGCGCUCAAGAAUUGUUGCUCAUUCUGGACGAAUAUUGGAAACGGCACCCCGAUCUUCACAAUGUGCCCAUCUACUAUGCUUCUAACUUGGCUCGGAAGUGUAUGGCCGUCUAUCAAACGUACAUCCACACAAUGAACUCGAAUAUCCGAACACGAUUCGCAAAACGAGACAAUCCUUUUGUAUUCAAGCAUAUAUCUAACCUUCCUCAACCAAAAGGAUGGGAGCGCAAGAUUGCUGAAGGUCCCCCUUGUGUCGUUCUGGCUAGUCCUGGUUUCUGUCAGUCUGGACCCAGUCGCGAACUCCUCGAACUUUGGGCACCAGAUGCGCGAAACGGAUUCAUUCUAACCGGUUAUUCAGUUGAAGGUACUAUGGCUAGGGACAUCCUGAACGAACCGGAUGAAAUCAUGUCAACGAAAGGAAAUAUCAUACCUCGAAAAAUCUCCGUCGACUACAUUUCCUUCAGUGCACACGUAGACUACUCUCAGAAUGCAGAGUUCAUCGACCUCGUCAAGGCUCAGCAUAUAGUCCUUGUGCAUGGAGAACAGACCGCGAUGGGUAGGUUGCGAGGAGCUCUGACGUCGAAAUACAAGGACCGAGAGGAAGACGUGAAAAUCCAUACUCCUCGGAACCUCGAGACGCUUGAACUGACAUUCAGGGGAGAAAGGGUCGCAAAGGCGAUUGGUACCCUUGCCGACAAUCCGCCUCAACAAAACGAUGUCCUGUCAGGGUUGCUAGUAGCCAAGGAUUAUUCUUACACACUCCUGGACCCACGAGACCUUCGCGACUUCGCCGGAUUAUCAACAUGCACACUGACGCAGCGGCAGAUGGUUACUCUUGGCGUAGGUUGGGAACUCGUGCGAUGGCAUUUAGAGGGCAUGUUCGGAAGCGUCGAAGAAGGCGUGGACAAAGACGGCGUACCCACUAUGAGGGUCAUGGGGGUCAUAGAUGUCAAGCAAGCUGAAGAACAACUAGCUGUGCUUGAAUGGGAGUCUAGUGCAAGCAAUGACAUGAUUGCGGAUUCUACGCUGGCUCUCAUCACGGGCAUUGAUAAAAGUCCUGCUUCGGCCAAAUUGACGUCGCAAAAUCACUCAUGCUCGCAUUCGCAUCCUCACUCGGACGCUACCAAUAAUUCUUCUGUUACCCGUGUCCAGCACAUCGCGUGGUUCUUGGAGGCUCACUUCGGUGACAUCGAGCUUCAUAUGCCAGACGCUGAUCAGAUGGAAAGCGAGGGAAAAGGAGAGGAAGACAGUGAUCCCUCACUGUUUGUAAGCCUAGACGAAACUGGCGCCAGGAUCAAUCUACUCACCCUGGAGGUGACCAGCGAGAGCGAGUCUCUCAAGAAACGGGUUGAGGCUGUCCUCGACAUGGCUAUCACUACUGUCAGCUCGCUGUCAGAGACUUUCGCAACUGGUGGUUCGCCGUUGACGGAUGCAGCGGUUACCACUCGAGAAAAAUAUAAGGGAAUCACCAACUCUGCUACGCCCGAGCAAAUUCAAGAUGAUGCGAACGACGUCGAAGAGGAGGAACCAACGGAAAAGACUGAAGAUGCUACGAUGGGAGACGAGACGGCACAAGCAGCAGCUUAA
Messenger RNA from Coniophora puteana RWD-64-598 SS2, 2313 nucleotides. Its product is annotated as Metallo-hydrolase oxidoreductase. Gene Ontology annotation, cellular component: mRNA cleavage and polyadenylation specificity factor complex. Gene Ontology annotation, biological process: mRNA 3'-end processing by stem-loop binding and cleavage. The transcript is spliced from 11 exons. The record is from RefSeq and is a predicted model, not a curated record. NCBI's taxonomy places the organism in Eukaryota, Fungi, Basidiomycota, Agaricomycetes, Boletales, Coniophoraceae. The coding region runs from base 1 to 2313 and encodes 770 amino acids. Gene Ontology annotation, molecular function: RNA endonuclease activity; 5'-3' exonuclease activity; RNA binding.